Molecule: messenger RNA, 2056 nt
Organism: Chrysoperla carnea
Lineage: Eukaryota; Metazoa; Arthropoda; Insecta; Neuroptera; Chrysopidae
Exons: 2
Coding region: 369-767 (132 amino acids)
Source: RefSeq, a predicted model, not a curated record
AGAUUCAAGGCCGGUAACUUCAAAAAAUUUUAUACACACAUAGGUCAUCGUCAUUUGCCCCCAAACAAGAUAUCCGUUUGAAAAACUAACUGUUUCAUGUAUAUAUUAAAGGUUAUUUAUUUUUAAUUGUAUCUUUGUUUUUGUGCACAAUAUACUUGAAAGAUUUUCACAAUGUUUCUAAAAUUAAAUUUUCUGUAAUGACAAAUAAUAUUUUGAAAAUAAACAAGUCAUUGUCAUUUUGACAUUUUGAUUCGUAUCAUAUGUUUUCUGAACUGCAUUUAUUUAAUCACAACACGGCAUUCUAGAAACAAAAUAACUAGUUUAAUCAAAUUUGUGUUUUUUUUAAAAGUUAGUUUUCUUAAUCAAAAAUGAAUUUAAGUGUCGAUGAGCAAUUAAAUUAUAUUGUAAAAUGGUUUAACGAAUGGAGCGAAUUACAACGUACUGAUUUUAUACCGAUUUUAGCUGAUUAUUUAGCUAAUAAAACAUAUGUAAAUGGUAUUGUUGAUCGGAUUGCUAAUUUAGAUUGUACAUCGAAACCGAUGACUUUGUUCGAAUGUCGGAUAAAAUUAUUUCGUGAAUGGUAUCCAAAUUGGGGUCCCGAGCAACGUGAGCACUUAAUGACAAAAAUCAAAGAGACUGACCCUGAAUUUGUUGAAAAUUUAAAUCGGGAAAUGCAAAAUGGGCAUCCAACAACAAAUGGUAUGAAUGGUACUACUAAUGGCAUUGAUCAUCAUAGCGAUGUUGAACUGGCUGAAAAUGAAGUUUAAAUUCUGGCUAAAAUACCAAUGCGAAAAUUUUUCACACGUUUAUAGAUAGUUUUAAUCUAGAUUCAAUUUGUUGCAUUGGUUUAUUAGUUAGUAGUUAAAAAGUUUUAAUACGUAUAUAAUUUAUGGGUCUGUUCUGUAGGGUAGAUAGUGAAAAAUUGUGUUUUUAAAGUGCAUACUAUCUUUUACUAUUUACACUAAGCUAAAAAGAACAGCGUUUAUGCAUUAAGGGUCACAACAUUCUUUUUAAUUUUAAGUAUAAUUUUAGAAACUGUGCCAACAAAUUAUGUUUAUUUUUUAUUUUUUUAAAUAAAUAUUCUUUUAAAUUUGAAUUAUGGUAGCUUAUUUGGCAGGCUAAUAUUCUAUAAUAAAAAUAGCUCGAAAUAUACUCGAAUUAAAUUUUACAUUAAUUUCGAAAAAAAAUUCACAAACAAAAGUAGUAGUCGAAUUAAGUAAAACAAAGGUUGUAAGAUUUUAUUAAAAUUAUAAACUUUAAUAAUCAAAGUCGAUUUUUUUUUUGUAAUCAGGCCAUAAAUCAUUAUUUACUGACUUAAAGAUAAUUUUAUUUAUUUAUAGUUUAAAAAUUGCAUUCAUUUUUUUAAAUUUACGUUUUGAAAUAUACGUUGAAAUAAUCGAAUUUUGAAAGUGCCUAGUCACACGAUAGCAAGACACUAGCGUUUUAGUGUUUUAAAUUGCACGCGAGUGGGAUUACUGGUAAAAAGUUAAUAUAAUGUGGAGAAGAUCGAUUAGAGAAUUUUGUAGUUGUGUACACGGAAUUUAAGUGUGUGUAAUACAACAGGUUGCAAAAUUUUCCAAUUUAUAAUUAAAAAAUUAUUUUUUUAACUCUCUCUCGAAUGCAAUUAAAAAACGAUGUUUUCAUAAAAAAUUUUCAAACUUUGGCUCCGACUAAAUAUCAAAUCAAAAUUGGUUAGUUACCAAUUAAUUAUUAAACAACAAAUGUGAUUAGCGUAUUGUUUGAGUUUGUACAUGCCUAAGACUGAUUGGUUAUUUCUAGAUAGUGAUAAUAUAUUAAUUUUUGGAAAUUUUAUUUUUAAAUUUGGUUUAUAUCUUUGAUUAUGCUAAGGGCUCCAUCGAUUCAAUUUGUUAUGAAUCCCAAAUUUAAUUAUCACUAUUGUGCUUCACUUUCAAAAAUGCAAUGUAUUAAAAGAUAAUGUUACGUUGUUAGCUCUUAGCAUUGGAAAUAUUUCAUUAAAUUCCAUAUAAACUAAUUCCAUGUUAGUUUAGAAAAAGAAUUCGAAAUAAAAUAAUUUAAAUCUUUUUUUUUUUUUUUU